Molecule: messenger RNA, 2453 nt
Organism: Rhodofomes roseus
Lineage: Eukaryota; Fungi; Basidiomycota; Agaricomycetes; Polyporales; Fomitopsidaceae
Product: Alpha/Beta hydrolase protein
Exons: 6
Coding region: 120-2225 (701 amino acids)
Source: RefSeq, a predicted model, not a curated record
UAUGCUAUGACAGUCAGCUGCUCUAGUUGCAUGGCCGUUGCUGACUUUUUCGCGGUGCCAGGCCCCCGUAUUUAAGGAGACCGAGCAGUCAUGAAGCUCGACCGUGGACUCUGGACGCCAUGGUGCGCACACCAUCGCUUUAUGCGGCCCUGCUCGGCUGUCUGUUCAGCCUGCCCUCGACUCUCGUCGCUGGUUGGAGUACAUAUGCCGACACAGACGUGGUCAUCGUCUCAAAUAAUGAUCUCGACCCGUCUAACGCAAACCGCGCGAGUGCAUUGUACUUGAAGAGUGCGUUCAGCUGCGAGGAAGCGUCCCUGGCUUGCGAUCAGUUUCAGGAGAGUCUUCUACCCGCGCCGAACACGACGGCUGGUCUUACGGCGCAGAACUUGUCCGUUGUGCUCACGUCUGAACGGCAUGGUGCCGCUCUAGACAGAACGCAGCAGAUCUGGAUUGCCGGUGAAGCUCCAAACAGCUGCGCGGCGUUCACGCCAAGCUACCAAUAUUCCGAUGCCGGAUAUCAACCUGACCCAAACAUCGACUUCAGCACCGAGCUCCCUGUCCUUUGCACGAAUUCCGCUCCUCUGACGCGCUCGAAUGUCACUUCCUAUGACACCACUCGCCAGAUCCAGCUCUCCACGCCCUCUGCUGGCGUCCUGACUGGCUACCGUGACAAGUUCACGUUCCGUUUCCUUGGGAUCAAAUACGCGGAGUCGACCAACGGAAGCGCCAGGUUCCAGCCACCCACUGCGUUGACAGUUGAAGCUGAUACCGAACGGUCCGCGCUCGAGUAUGGGACCAUGUGCCCUCAGCCACCCGAUGCGGACAACGGACAUCUACUAUAUACGAACGAAGACUGUCUCUAUCUCAAUGUCUUCUCGCCUGUCGUCGACUCUGCGAUGAACUCGAUUCAGACUGCGCCUAAGCUCCCAGUAAUGUUCUUCAUACAUGGCGGCGGUCUCAACACAGGCGACAGCGGACCGUUUCCCUUCAAUAUGACCACGAGCGGCUUCGUUGGGAAUUCCAUCUCCAAUAUCUAUGACGGUACCAACCUCGUGUCGUACGCGGGAGUUGUCCUGGUCACGAUCAACUAUCGCCUUACCGCGUUCGGUUGGUUCAACGCCUCUAAUGCCGCCUUGAAGGAUGCGCUUCUCGCGUUGCAGUGGGUUCAGGACAACAUCGAGUCGUUUGGUGGGGAUCCAACGAAGGUACUCAUCUAUGGCGAGUCCGCCGGCGGCAUCAUGACGAGAUACUUGCUCGGCACAAACCCCGCCUACACAGAAGGCCUGUUCAGUGCUGCUGUCCUUGAGUCAGACUUCGGGACGAGCGACCCUUUCCUCUCGAUACCACUCGCCCAAAACAUGUCACUCAGGCUUGCGCAGUACCUCGGAUGCGCUUCGAAUUCAUCUACAUUCAACGACACCGUGGCUGAAUGCGUGCAGGAGCUUCCUGCCGGUGACAUAGCGAUGGCAUCUUACAACCUUGGCAUCUCCUGGAGUAUCGCCGUGGACGGUGAUUACGUCCUCACCGACAUCGCAUCCAGUAUCGAGGACGGUGUGUACGCGCGCGUGCCGACCAUCUGGGCGAGCAACGAAUGCGAGUACUGCUACUUCCUGCCGAGUUCGAUCGCGCCGAACGCGAACGCCUCCAUCUUCCCGGAGUACCUUUCGAUCGCGUUCAACACAACUGGCGCACAGGCCAUCUUGAACGCGACGGACCUCUGGCCGUACGAGACCGCACCAGCAGAGGACGGGAUCUCAGGGGCGGUGCUGACACUCGCGCAACUCAUCACCGACUUCGCCGUGCACUGCCCGAUGGUGUACCUCGCGUCCCUCGAGACAAACACCACCAACCCGGGCAACUCGUUCAAGGUCGUGUUCGCCACUGGUCUGGGCUCGCCGCUCACGCCAAACCCCGAGACAUGCGUCGGGCAGGUCUGCCACGCAGACGAGCUCUACUGGGUGUUCGCUACGGCCGAGACAGACAACCUGUAUCAGCCUCUGACCCCAGGCCAGGUCGCGACCACUCGCGAGGUGAUCAACCGUUGGACGUCUCUUGUCUGGACCGGGAAUCCAAACUACGAAGGCGCCGUGGUGGAGUGGGCGCCAUAUACGGGAGACAACGAGAUCGUCAUCAAUGCGACAGCCACAGAGACCAUCGAGCCUUACAGAGCAGCCCAGUGUGCCUUCCUUGAGAGCCAGAUUGGGUUGGUUUUUGGAGACCCGUAGGACGGCUGGCCCACAUCCUAGCUGCCAAGCCAAAUUUCCUGUACAGUACGUGCUCACUCAGAUUCAGUCCGGUGUGCAUAUAUCAUCGAAAAUAUGGUCAGAGCUGAGCGUCCUGUCAGGACGCACAGCCUAGACCUGACGAAUAAAUUAAACGUGCAAGUAACUUCGCGCAUUAGGGAGAUGCUACAAUACUGGUCUACGGCUACAGUCAUUCGAAAUACUUGCCGC